UGCUGUCUAGAUAGACAGCUCUCUAGUUUUGAGAGGCAACCAGAGUGUCUCUGUGCAGCUGUUUCAUUCGCACGACUCCCACACUUGUGAAAUAUCAGCGACUUGACUGAAUCUGUUUCAGUAUUGAAUUCAUCUUCACCUGAGCACAGUAGCACUUACCUGAACUAAGCGGGCCAGUAUGGGAGCAUCGUCCAGUCUUCUGGAUGAAAAUAAAUCCAACUACAUAAAAGGGCAAGUGGAUGUCAAAUUUCAGGAGUUUGCCCCGAUUUAUAAAAAACAAUAUUCUCUGGCCUUCCUGUCCCAGAUCCAAGAUGAACUGGAGCAACGCAAAGAAGAUCACACACAGCUCCUCAAACAAAGGAAGCCUCUAGAGGAGGGACAUGUGCUUUUUGAAGAGAAUGUGCUGUACUUUGAUGAGAGCAGGAAAUGGAAAAACAGAUUUGUUGUGGUGCGUGCCAGUUAUGUCAUCGAGUGCCACGAGAGCUACAAGACAUAUAUGAAAGGUGCGCCUGCACUUUACAGGGUCCUGCCUACAGGGGGCACAAUUCUGACUUCAAAAGAGAAGUACAUGGAAAUGGUGGACCAGUGUUGCCCUUGCACUAACAAUGUCCAGGAUGAUUUUGCACCCCCUGUGGUAGGCAUGCCAGGGCAGUUCCCAGUUUAUCUUAGACUUCCAUACCGUCAGGAUUCAUAUUUCUGUUUCCACAAUGAAGAACAGCUUGCUAAAUUCAACUGCAUCUUAUCUGAUUGUAUUCGCCACCAGAACAAAGACUUUCUCAAGAAGAGGACAUGUGAGGUUACAGCCUUCCUCAAAGCCCUUCAGUUCUAUAGGCAGGAAAAAGGCCAGUAUGAAUCAUGGGAUAUGCUCAUUGGCAGUGAUGUGCGGGCGCUUGCUAAUCUGUUGAUGGAGGACUUCAUGCCCUAUCUGGAGAAGGAACUGAUGCCAUGUCUGAAAUCCAAGAGGGCAGACAAGAGGAGAGUGUGGUUUGCGACGGUUGAGGCUGCUUAUUACUUGGUGCAAGACCAUCUGAUGGAGAAGCUGAAUGCACUGAAGGAGGAAUGCAAAGAGAUGGUACAACAGCAGGGGGUGCUCAUGCGCUCCAAUAUGGACCAGAUUACGAGCUCAAGAGCUUUCCUGGAGGGCAAACUCAGAGCCAUGGUAACUGAGCCAGCAACAAAGUAUAUCACAGAGCAUGUGCAGCCUUACUUGCCAGCCAUCCUGGAGGAAGUAAUGGUGCCCAUCAGCCUGGGCUUCACAGAGGCUCGGCAGUUGAGCGAGGGCAUGAUGGAGCAGCUGUGUCCGGACGCUGAGCAAAAGAUGGAACUCAUACAGGAUCUGUUGAGGAUGAGAAUGGCUAAUUUACAGAACUGUUAUGAGAAAGUCAGUGGACUGGCAGAUCACUUCCAAGAGCUGCAGCAAACCUUCAGCUAUUCCACCAGAGGUCUGGAGGACAGCACAGAAAUAGACAUACAACAGCUGAUGGAGAAUGUAGUGUACACCUUUGAGCUGCUCCUGCGAAAGGCUCUGGAGGACCCAUCUGUUAACUUUCCAUUGGCUGUGCAAAAGGCCAAACACAGGGUUCUGAAGCAAUUUGACUAUGACAGUUGCACAGUGAGGAAGAAGAUCUUUCAGGAUGCUUUGAUCAGUAUCACUCUACCAAGCGUAAAGGAACACUUGGCCCCAUCCUCCAAAGAGGAACUACCAAAAUUUGAGCAGUACAUAUUUGCUGAUUACUCCAACUUCAUCAGUGUGGAAAACGUGUACGAGGAUAUUCUCCAAAAGAUACUGGAAAAGGAUGUCAACAUGGUGGUCAAGGAGGCAGCCAGCAAAAAGAAGUACAACCUGUUCUCAGAGAGCAGAUACAAUUUCAGUCUGUCCAGCCUGUCUUUCACCCCGCCAGAAUCCACACCCAGCAGCCCGGGAUGCUUAAACACCCCAAAAAGUCUGCACACAGCCCUGCCACCCUCUCAUUUACUAACCAACGGCCUGGCAGCUAACAAAUCCUUCCCCAAUGAACUAGAGCCGAGGAUACAUGGGGUUGUUCAGCCACUUGAAAAGUCAAGUCCAAAGACUGAAAGUCAAGACCAGCCUAGUGCCACACUGAGCCAAGCUUUGCCUGCCGUGGAAAAAUGUUAUGCAGCUGAAAACACAACAAUCCUAGAGGAGAGUAUGGAUGAUGUAUUUGUGACAGAUGAAACAUUGAAACAUACAGCAACCUCCAUCUCCACAGACACUUCAGCAGAGACUAACCCAGAACUUAAAUCUACCACAACAAAAUUUUUAGCCACUGUUGCCCCUAUUGUGUACCCUGACCCUAACCCUUCUAGUUCAAAGGAAGGAGGUGAUGCAGCAGCUUUCUCAAACUUUGCUAAUGGACACACAGUAGUGAUCAGCCCUGUAUGCAUGAAAACCACAAACCCUACUUCCUCUUGCUCUGAUAGAGAGUGUGUGCUCACAACACCCAUUGCUGGAGAGGAGGACAGUAGCAGGGGUGCUGUAAAGAUAGUUGUCUUGUCAGAUGAUCCAGUCCCAAACAGAGAAGAAAUUAAUGAUGUUAGUGUGAUGGAAAACAAGUACCCAAUUGCAGCUGGUUUAUCUAUUGAAGAUGCAGAGACAAAUGUUUUUUAUACUGCUCAAGACAUCUCCAAAGAAUCAGACAACCAGCCAAUAAUAGAUCCAGGAAAAGACUCAGAUUCUCAAUCUUUAUCAGACCCAGAAGAUGAAGUCAGGCCCCUGGACUGUGUGAAGGCAAUUCGUGAUUUGGUAGAGGAGGUUAUUGAAAUAGAGGAGGUGGUUCUGCCUUGCAAAGUCAAUUGUGAAAUAGAGGAGGUGGUUCAGCCUUGCAAAGACAAUUGUGAAAAAGUUAGUGUUGACAUUUUAGAGGAACCAGAGGCUAUAGUUUAAGUCCAACCAAGGCUUAAUGGACUGUUCCAGGUUCAAAACUAUUUCAGUUCAAUCACGAGCAUUUGUAGCAUAAUGUUCAUUACCACAAAAAAUGUAUUCGACCUGUCCCUUAUUUAUAAAAAAAAAAAAAAAAAAAUCCACCAAUAGUGGAUUUUGCAGAUACGAUAACUAAGUUGGUAGAUGAGGCUGAUAACCGAUUAAUCGGCUGAUAGUUUUUAAAAUCGAUUCAUAGAAUGUUAUGUUUUCUUUUUCGGUUCUGACAUAGAGCAAAGUACAAAAUGAAUAAAAAGUUUAUUUUUCAACCAAAAUCCCCAAAAUAAUAAUAAAAGAAUUAGAUAAUGCAUAAUGUGGGACCUUUAACACUAAACAAGCCUGAAACACACAGGGGACUCUUAUUUUGAAAUGAUAUCUUUUAUAGCCUAGAUAUUAUUAUUAUUAUUCACAAUGUAUGAAAUUGGAGACAUGAUGUGCUGAUGAGGGAUGUUUCCAUAUAUUCACAUUUUUCUUUGCAUGCCCUCGCUCCAGUUUAAAAAAACAUUAAUAUCAGAGGAAUACGGGGGAUUAAAAAAAAUAUCUUCAACUAUUGGCAUAGAAUAACCGAUAGUUACAAAAACUUUCGGCACUGAUAAAUGGUCAAUCCAAUAUAUCAGUCUACCUCUAAUGUUGACAUGAUUUUAGUGCCAUAAAAUCAGGGAUUUACUGGCGUAAUUGUAAUUCUGAAUAUAACUUCACAUAGAUAAGAUUAGUAAGUGAUUGUAUCACACUGAAAUCUUGUUAACAUGUGUAGUGAUUGCGUCUUGUGGCUAAACUUUUUAAAUAGUAUUUUAACAUUUAUGGACUGGCCCCAUUCACUUCCAUAGUAAGUGCCUUACUGUAACUGCAAUUUAUUUAUUUAUUAAAGAUGUAGGACAUGUCGAGAUAAUUUUUUGUGGUAAUCUAAGUUAUGCCACAAAUGUUGUUGAAUGAGCUUGCAUGAAGUACAUUCUUUUAAGGCUCAACCAAUAUGUUUAUCUGACCAAUGGAAAACACAGGGAAUAUUUCAGAUUUCUUUUUUGUAUCCUACAGAAGUGACAAAAAGAAUUAUAGUUUAGAGACUGUAAUAUUAUGUUGUAUAAAAGUAGUUAGUAAGGACACAAUUGUUUCUCACUCUGAGGUACAU
This is a messenger RNA of Xyrauchen texanus (razorback sucker), 4064 nucleotides long. Its product is annotated as protein Niban 1-like. The transcript is spliced from 14 exons. The record is from RefSeq and is a predicted model, not a curated record. Lineage: Eukaryota; Metazoa; Chordata; Actinopteri; Cypriniformes; Catostomidae. Bases 179 to 2905 code for a protein of 908 amino acids.